AUGCAAAUAGUUGGUGCAAGUAAAAGAAUAUUUGAUUUACUUGAUCGUCAACCGAAAAUUCCUUCAACAUUCAAUGAAAGUUGUUCUAUUGAACCAACUAAUUUUGAUGGAAGUAUUCAUUUCGAUAAUGUUUCAUUUGCAUAUCCAACUCGAUCUGAACAACAAAUACUUACUAAUGUUUCCUUUUCAAUUGCACUUGGUCAAAAACUUGCAUUAGUUGGACCAUCAGGUAGUGGUAAAAGUACUAUAGCAUCACUUAUCGAACGAUUUUAUGAAUUUGAUUCGGGUACAAUCUAUUUUGGUUCAUAUUCACUUGCAUCGAUUAAUUCACAAUGGCUUCGACAAAAUAUAUCAUUUGUUAACCAAGAACCAUCUUUAUGUACAUGUUCAAUUUGUGAUAAUAUUACAUUUGGUCUUGAUUGA
Molecule: messenger RNA, 423 nt
Organism: Rotaria sp. Silwood1
Lineage: Eukaryota; Metazoa; Rotifera; Eurotatoria; Philodinida; Philodinidae
Source: the annotation of a GenBank genome assembly